This is a messenger RNA of Sparassis crispa, 2766 nucleotides long. RefSeq lists its product as hypothetical. NCBI's taxonomy places the organism in Eukaryota, Fungi, Basidiomycota, Agaricomycetes, Polyporales, Sparassidaceae. The transcript is spliced from 4 exons. The record is from RefSeq and is a predicted model, not a curated record. The coding region runs from base 1 to 2766 and encodes 921 amino acids.
AUGCCCCCUGUUUGGCUUGCCCGCUGGAAGACGCGAGGAUCGAUGGAGCUGCGACACUACCAGGUCCCGCUCGCUGUGAAAGAAUAUGUUGUGAAUCAGAUCAAACAGGUGCUGAGGGAGAAGGGCGUAAAGCAUUGGUCGAAGUGGGUGCGCGAGGAUUUACGAAAUUCCACGAACGAUGUACGGUCAAACCGCAAACGACAACUAGUCGAAACAUACCCGGGGCUCCUUCCCGGUCAUUACAGGACUGCCCUUGAAAGCGAAGCUUGGCUACCAAUAUACAUUCUCACUGCUACUAUACCCCACUCGGAUCUCAAAGACACGCCAUUUGAUACGAACUUAGAACUGUGUAUAGUUACCUGGAGACACCAAUCUGGCCUGGUGGGCAUUACAUUUUACAACAAUCACCUUCCAGAGACUACCCAUCCAUCCCACUUUAUUGUCGAUGGUGCAACCACGGAACUAUCAAACAAAUUGCAUCCGGACAGCGGAGGUGUCGGUUUUAUACAUGCAACCCAAUUCUUGCAGGAAGAGUUGGAUCGACACUUGACCGAAUUGGAGAAAACAGAGAAGCCGCACAUUGAAGCCGAAAACACCGGUAUAUGUUUUCGCAUAGGCCAUCAGCUGGGGAUGCUCAAUUGGUGCAAGAAUGAAGGAGUUGCGAAUCAGCUAGGCGCGAAGGUGGAAAGCCUGGUGCCAUCAAGCUUGGAAGGAAUUCUGGCAUCUGGCGACACGGACUCAUCAAAGGGGAGAAGAAUUCAUGAAAACAGAGUUGUGAUCACAUAUAAUCGUCGCUUUGCGCUUGGACUGUCGGUGAAAGCCACCGGCGUGGACAAGGCCACUGAGCCAUCCCACGAGAUUCCUCUCAUAAAAGCGGACGAAGUUGUCAUUACUAUACUUGGUCUUCCAAGUAAACUCACUCCAGAGCACAUAUUCUCUGGUGUAUUCGGUGUCAUGCGCCAACCUCGUACAUGGAAGAUCCAAAACUGGACGCCGCAUAGUCCAACAAUCCACUUCUUCAAGCCUUCAGAAGUUUCACCUUCCUUGUCUCGUACGCCAGAUUUCCAUGAACCGCCUUUCUAUCAUCGUGACCAGCUGAUCCUCUCCGGACCUCCGCUGAACAAACUCGGCAUCAACUACGUCGGCGAUCUUCUACUGACAGGUGACCGAACCAUAGUGAUUACUGCAGGGCCCUUAUUUGACGAGUACAAGCGGCAUCUCUCCGCGGCCGUCGACUUGGCAUUUCGUACCAUGCCUGAGCUCGCUGUAGAGCUCGCCGUGGACAUACUGACUGACCACGGCAACCACGAUGGGACUAUCAGCCGAGUGCUGACCCCUGCCGACACGGAAGGCAAGGACGCUUAUCGACGCGCAUUUACAGCAGCAUGGCGAAGGCUGGACCCUUCGUUGUCCGAUGACGAGCAGCUCUUCCCUGUCUCCGGGGCUGAAGCAGCACUUGUCCAGGAGCUCGGCAAGACUGGGCGUCCCGUGCACCCGCACGUCAAGACGAUACUCGCCAGGUCGGGUGCGUACCCUGAUAUCAGGUUGCACGCAGAAUCGCUGCUCCUGCAGGCGCGAUCAUGUUCGAUCUAUGUCCCGGGAGUCGACCGCUUGCGCCGCGCGCUGGCUACCCUUCUACCGGGCGUGACGGAGAACCAGCUGGCCGUUCGGCAGUUCAAUCACUCCCAACCGACGAUCGUCUGGGAUAUGGUGACAGAAGUGUUCGUCAUGGGCGUCCCUGCGCCGUGCGAGAAUCACGGAGACGGCGGCUGUGUUUGUUGGGUGGGCCCGUAUCUCGCGGAUGCCGUUGCGAGCUGGGAAAACAGGAAUGCUGGCGCCGAGAUGCUGUCAAAGGCUGCGAUGUACCGGGUGUAUUUAAAUAGCAUGGAAGGGGUCCACACCGACGAUAUGCAAGAGCCGUCCAACAGCAAAAAUGAAGAGGUCAAUGGUAAUACUUCCCCUCCCCCUCAACCUGCCGUUAAUGACGAAGACGAGGACGACAAUGAACUAGGCUAUAUCACUGUCGUUUCUCAUGCCACAACACCAAUGCAAGCCACCCUGCGAGCAUAUGGCACACCGAGAUCCAUCUCUCCUCGUCGUGUGCUCCUCACACCUGCAAGCCCAGACCGACGAACAUCUUCGGUACCGGCGCUAGUUGCAGCAGCCACCUCGUCUCAAAGCCCCAGAAGAACUCCUGCUUUGGAAGCACCGCCACCGAAAACUAAUGAUACAGGUUCUACUUCCCACCACCCGCCGACCGAGGACAACUGUGAUACCAUAGAAGACUUGUGGCAGGACAUGAAAGAACGGAUCGAGAAGUUCACGCAUGCGCGUCUGGACAAGGAGCGCCGCUCCGCGCAGGAAAAGGAGAACGCCGUAAUCGAACAAGUCACUCAUCUCCAAGCCGUUUCGGAUACGCAUGAACGGGAACGCAGGGAGCAUUUGCAGGCGUUGGAGACCAAGGGGAAGGAGCUCAUGGAAUGUGACCUCUUAUUGCAGCGCAAAGACGAGACCAUCCGGGAUAGGGACGCGCGCAUCGCACAGCAGAAGCAGUCGCUGAAGUCGCAAGCUCGGCGCAUUCGCAAGUUGGAGGACAACGUGAAUAAACUGGAGAAUCGCGAGAGAGUCCGUGCACAGAAGCUGCAGACGGAGCUGGAAAGCAUGAAGCGGCGUAUCUCUGUUGCCUUCAGCGAGCAUGAGGAGGAAGAGUACGAGGAGAAGGAUCCUCCAGAGGAACCACCGAGCAAAAAAUUGAGAUCUGACUGA